AAAGAAACACGCAAAAUCAUCGUGCUAAUGACAUCGAAAACUUGGAACUUGGCGGCCGCUAUGUGAGGGUGUGGCUGAUCUCCCGGCCGAAAGCAGGGAAUUCGCGGCAGCAGAUUCACUGGUGGUCGCCAGUGAAGGAACAAAUACCUUUUGUAGCUGGACAAGAUGCGUGGACAAGCACAAUCAUCUAUUGCUACGAUCUUUGGACAAACAUACACUCAAAAUGAAAGAAUCUAAACGUACAUUGUUGCUGUGCUUCAUCCACGGGUUCAAAGGAACCGACAACACGUUCAAAGACUUUCCUGGGGACCUGGAACGCCAGGUGUCGAAGCAGCUGCCCGAACAUCACGUCCAGUCUGUUGUGUAUCCCAAAUAUGAUACAAAGGGCGAGCUAGAGCAGGCGACAGCAGGCUUUGUCGAAUGGCUGAAGGAACGUGUAAUUGAUGUCCGCAAGGAACGACUCGAGAAACCAUGGCCGCCCGCCGAUCGCAAAGUCGGCGUUAUCCUUGUCGCUCACUCCAUGGGUGGCUUCGUCGCAGCUGACGCGCUAUUCCUCACCCUCAAGGACCGCCACUCCGACAGCGAGACCUUGUUCCCGCUCAUACAGGGCAUUCUCACCUUUGACACGCCGUACAACGGCCUUGCGCGGUCCAUGUUUGUCUAUGGCGCGUUCAGCAACUACUCAAAGGUAUCCAGCGUGUUCAACGCCAUGACGGCCCUGUCCGCUGCCGCACCAGCCUCCCUGGCGCGUCUCUCUCGCAGCAGGAACGCAACGGCGGCGACAGCGGCCAGCGCGAGCUCCUUCUCCGGUAGUUCCACGGCCUGGCAGCUCAUUGCGGUCCGAACUGGCACGGUGGGCGCCAUUGCUGCAGGUGGCGUUGCCGCGUAUGUGCAUCGUGAAGCGAUCAUGAAGGGUGUCAAGAACAUGCGGAACCUGAAGAAGGAAGAUGUUGUGGAUGGGUACAAUCAGAGCAUUGAGUCACUGGGUCAGGGUCUGGCGUACAUCAACCGUGGCAAUGUCGGACGCUCUUUCGCCUGGCUGUCUGACCACUUCACGUUUGUAGGGUCACUCCUCAAGCCAAAGGAGCUCAGCCAGCGACUAGAUCGCCUCGCUGCCCUGGAGGGUGUUGGUGUUCACGAUUUCUACGUCUCCAUGGGAGAAAACGGGUACUGGAGUGGUGGUUAUUUCGUCCCAGAGCGCAUGUUCUGCGCAGUGCCUGAGGGCGACCACCCUGCUGCCAAGCUGUUCGAGAGGAUCGUGCUGCGCGAUGCGGAAGACGAGAUUGGUGCGCACGUGAGCAUGUUUCGCCCGCAGAAGAACAGGGGAUACGAAAACAUGACAGAUCGCGCGGCUGAGCUGGUGAAAGAGUGGUUCCUCAGCGACAAGCCGAUUGUGGAUGCCGGGUAUCCCGAGGACGAGGCUGACAAGUCCGAGGACAAGGCUGUCGACGAGGCAAUCAAGAAGGCAGAGCACGCCGACGCCGACGCGGAGGACAAGGCCAAGGAGGUUGCCGAGAAGGACGAUGGGGGUAUACCGGAUGAGUCUCCCAUCGACAUUGCCAACGCGGCUGCGCUCGUGCCGCUCCCAGGGGGCGGGGACGACCUGACUGCGGACCCUGAUGCCGACACGGACGAGAAGAGGACCUACAUGCAACACCUUUUCCAAGUCGCUGAGCAGGCUGGCUCUGGUGUGCGAGGGUGGAUGCCGACCAAGGUGCCUGAGAUGCCCAGCAUCGGGAUGCCAGCGGCAGUGUCGAAUCUGGGUAAGGGAGUGCAGAUGCCGAGCAUUUGGGGGAAGAAAGGAGACAAGCCAGCGGAAGAAGCGAAUAAGACUGCUGACGCCCAGGAGACGACGAAAGAAGGGGGUGAGUCAGCUGAAUCUACUCAAGCGACGGUGGAAGCAGAGGAAAGCAAGGAGAAGGGCGAGGCUGAUGUUGAGAUGACUGAAGCAGAAGAGAAGCCCGAGUUGAAAUCUUAAGUCAGUUGGUUGGUCAAAUUGUCUUUUGUAGUUAUAUCGAUAGUAUCUAAUAACAUGAGCUCUCCAUACCAAGCAG
Emericellopsis atlantica is the source of this 2054-nucleotide messenger RNA. RefSeq lists its product as uncharacterized. The record is from RefSeq and is a predicted model, not a curated record. The transcript is spliced from 4 exons. The coding region runs from base 224 to 1978 and encodes 584 amino acids. NCBI's taxonomy places the organism in Eukaryota, Fungi, Ascomycota, Sordariomycetes, Hypocreales, Bionectriaceae.